This is a messenger RNA of Melanotaenia boesemani (Boeseman's rainbowfish), 5162 nucleotides long. RefSeq names its product E3 ubiquitin/ISG15 ligase TRIM25-like. The record is from RefSeq and is a predicted model, not a curated record. The transcript has 9 exons. The coding region runs from base 241 to 2061 and encodes 606 amino acids. NCBI's taxonomy places the organism in Eukaryota, Metazoa, Chordata, Actinopteri, Atheriniformes, Melanotaeniidae. Gene Ontology annotation, molecular function: protein binding.
AACGUCCUGACAAUUUUUUUUUUAUCUUUUAAAUUAACUAGAUAAAAUGACAAGCAAUACCUGCCUGUAAGACAGUACUGAGGGCGAAGAAACACGAUUAGCAAGACGGGAUGCAUGACAUUGCGGAAGGACUAUUUUUUGUAUAUCUCACAUACUCGGAAUUAGGAAAAGCUUUUCUCCUCAAGAGACACUCAACAGGCUGCUCAGAAGCCAUCCGGCAACUCAGGAGAUCCCACCGAGAUGGCUCAAGCUAAUAUCUCUGUGACUGAGGGCCAGUUCAGGUGUCCAAUCUGCCUGGACAUCCUGAAAGACCCGGUGUCCAUCCCCUGCGGACACACCUACUGCAUGGUGUGCAUCAACAACUUCUGGGACCAGACCGAGUCAGGCCAGUUCAGCUGCCCUCAGUGCCGGGAGACUUUCAGUCCUCGACCGGUGCUGCGGAAGAACACGGUGCUCACAGAAGUCGUCGAGAAACUCAAGCUACACGAGAUGGUCCGGGCGCCGGAGCUGUACUUUGAAGGAGAAGGGGAAGUGCCGUGCGACCUCUGCCCGGCGGAGAGCAAAAUGAGGGCGGACAAGUCGUGUCUUGUCUGUCUGGCAUCUUUCUGUGCUCUCCACCUUCUGCCGCACCGUGAGGUUGGCACUUUGCGAAGGCACAAGUUGGUGGCUGCGGUGGUGCAUCUGGCGGAGAAGUUGUGCGCGCAGCACCGACUGGGUUUGGAGCCCGCGGGAAGUGGCUCCGAGGCGGAGACCGUGCUUCCAUGGAGCGGGGACUGCCUGCUGUGCGAGGCUGACCAGGAGGAAGUAAGAAAUAUGGAGGGACAGCGAGCCAAGAGACAGCUGAAGCUCCAGGAGUUUCAGAGAAUGGUCCAAGGAAGAAUACGAACAGGAGAGCAAGAGUUAGAAGAGUUUCAACAAAACUUGGAGUCCCUCAAGGUGUCAGCAGCAGCAGUUCUGGAGGACAGUGAAGCCCUGUUUGCUGACAUGGCCCUCCACCUGGAGAAAACAAAAACUGAGGUGCGAGCAAUGCUUGAGGCGAAGGAGCGAGUGGUGGUGGGACGAGCCGUACGAGACAUAGACCAGCUGGAGAAAGACCUGGUGGAGCUCAAGAAGAGAGAUGAAGAGAUGAGCCAGCUGCUGCAAACAGAAGACAGUGUCCAUUUCUUACAGGCGGCCCCUCUUCUCUGCAUCCCACCUGCUUGUGAUCAGCACUACAGGGCCUCUCGUCUGCCCACCGAGGCCUUCAGCAGUGCCAGAAGAGCGAUGUGCCACCUCCGUAGCCGUGUGGAAGAAGUCUGCCGGGAGGAGAUUGACAAGAUCAGUUCUGCAGUUAAUGAGAGCUAUGUCCCGAGUAGAGAGUAUGUAAUAGGUGGUCUGAAUCAUGGUGUAGAGAACUGCAAACCUCAACAACUGCAACAUACUAGUAGAGCGGUGCCAGUCUCGUUCCCUCUGUCCACUGUGUCUCUGCAGCCAGCUGAUCAGAGGAUGAGAACAUCUUUCCUUAGAUUUUCAUCGCAUCUAUCACUGGACCCCGAUACAGCCCACCCAUCUCUGGUUCUACUGGAUGGACCUCAGGGUGUCCAUUGCGGUGAGGAGCCACAGUCCUAUCUCCCUCAUCCCCAUCGUUUUGAUUCAGUGGCACAAGUCCUAUGCAGGGAGGGCCAGUUCAGUGGUGCCAGCUAUUGGGAGGUGGAGUGGAGGGGGGUAGGAUGGGUCGACAUUGGUGUCACCUACCGAGAAAUCGGACGCAAAGGUGGUGGAAAGCCUUGCCUGCUUGGGCGCAAUGAGAACUCUUGGCGACUGAGGUGUUCACAUGCUGGAUAUGCUGCAUGGCACGAUAACCGUAAGACCACAGUGGCUGCACCACCCUGCCCCAGGAUCGGUGUUUUCCUAGAACACCAAAAAGGUGCCUUGUCCUUCUACAGUGUGUCGGACACGGUGGUGCUUUUGCACACUUUUCGUUGCCAGUUCACUCAACCGUUGUACCCAGCUUUCCGUCUGUAUCUGGACUCAACGCUGCUGAUCUGCCCUAAUGAAGAAGAUAUCACUAAUACAACCUAACUGUGCCUCCCUACGCAUCAGGGACCCUUCUGCUGCAGGACGGGCUUUUCACUGUGAUGAUGGAUGUAACACUAAAACUUAUAAAGAGAACACACAGACAUCAUGACAACAAAGAAAAAUCUCAGGAUUAAAUGUUUUUCUUUUACAUCUGUUUACUGGUUUUCUUCAUGAGUUCCUGUAUCUCAUUUUUAAAUCUUUAACCCUAACUCCAAAAAAAGGAAAGUUGAUUAAAAUGUGAAUAAAACCGAAUACAAUGAUGAAUUUAUUCAGAAUUAAAUAUAGAAAACAUUUAAAAGAAAGUGGAAUAUUUUUACCAUUUAAUAGAAUAUUAUGGCUCACCUUGAAUUUGAUGGCAAUAACAUCUCAAACAAGCCUGGAUGAAGCAACAAAAGGCUUGAAAAGUAAGUGGUACUAAAUUAAGCAUCUGGAGGAACAUGUGCUGGUUCGUAGGAGGGCAAAUCCCCACUUUAAUCACGAUACAAUAUAUUGAUUUAAUGGAUUGCGAUUUGCUGUUUACUGAUAUCUCAAAUUCAGUUAUGAUCCGAUUUUGAUUCGAUUCAGUUUAGGAUCCAUGGUGUCAAUAAUAUCACAAGUAUCUGAACACAAUCAUUCAUCCAUUCAUAUCAAAAUCACAAAAAGCAACUAGAAUAUCAUUUAACAUUUUAUUCCUGAGCUUGAGUAUUUAAGUUAAUCCAAAUAAAAACGAUCUGUAUUUACUGCAAAGACAGUAAUAAAUGUAAAACAUCAUGCCAGGGGAACUCAAAGUACAGCCAUUUUCAAAAUAAAAGUGCAUUUACAAAUUGUUAUUGAUGUUUUUUUUUUUUUUGUUGCUUUUUUAAUGAUGUUUGCAUUUUGGAUCGGUUUCAUUGACUCAUUGAUCAUAUGAUUGAUGUAUUGCAACCCUACUGGUUAGGUCAGUAACAUAAUUGAGGUAUAAAAAGAGCACCUUAGAGAGGCAGAGUCUCUCAGAAGUGAUGCAUUUUAAAGAUUCCUUUACAAGAUUGUAUCCCGAUGACAUAUUCUUGGAAGGGCUUGUGCAUUUCAGGAAAACAAUGCUAAACUGCACACUGUAUCUACAUUUCUCACUUUCAGCAUUUAAAGCUGCAUUUCUUCUGCUUUCUUUUCCCAUUGAGAAUAAGACCUUUGCUUAUAAGAUGUAGUCUGACGAAAUCUGUGCAUUCUGUUUUUAUUUAUAUUUUACAGUGUUCCAACUUUUUGCAUGUUUUUAUAAGCUUUUGGAUCACUGUCAGAUUAAGCUGCACUAAGCACAUUACAGCUAAACAGCUGAGCUCUGCUUUCUAAAAAUAUCUUUAAAAAAGAGAAAAUUAAGUGAAGCUAAAUAUUUUCAUUGCAAAAUGCAGGUUUAGCUUUUUGUCAGAUGGACUCCAGUGAAGAGCAGCUUCAUACGAGCAAUGGAUGAAUGUAGAGGGAUUGUGACUUCCUGGAGUCCGAGUGGUGAUGUUGAAGGAUUAGGAAUUAAUUGAGACAGUUAAGGCAUUAUAGAAAGCCCAGAUUAGAAAUAAGGAAGGCCUGAAAGGCUAAAUAAUAAUACAGUUCGAACCAAAAGGAAGACUGGGUUAUAGAUUCAGAAAUUUGAUUUAAAGAUGUUCAUUUUCUAACAAUGAAUAUUAUGACUUUCCAUCAAAGGAAGGCGAUGGUGUUUAUAACCUGAAUAUUGAAUGGGAUCUUUUUGGGUGCCUGUAUGGCAUGCUGUGUACACAGUGUGACAAAGAGCCAAAAUGCAAACGUAAAGAUACCAAUAUGCUGUGCUUUAUUUUAUUCUUUAUUUAUAUUGUUCGUACUUUGAUAUACAUACUUUCAGAUUUUUUUUUUCUGUGUUGUGUCAAAGUGGAUCAUUUUUUUCUUUGUUCUUCUGCCUCAGACACACCGACUUGUAGUUUGGGAAAACAUCCAUCCAUCCAUCUUUUUUUCAUAUAUAUCUCAUAUCAUAUUUAGGUUUGGUAUUUUGUUUGUUUGUUUUUCAGUUUACAGAGCUAAGUCUACGUGUGCGUACUGUUUUUUCAAAGUCAAAUGCCAUAAAAAACAAAAGUAAUGGUCCCAAAACAACUGUCAUAUGUGUCCAGUCAGUUAGCUCCUGCCAGUUAGCCUAGUCCAUAUCUGUCUAGAAAAAAUCUAGAUGUCUUUACACUAUAUCUAGUAUCUAUUGUGGUUUCAACGAAACCUUGUGUGAAGUAGCAAUCUUUACUAUUUGUUUUGGUAAUUGUAAAGAUUUCUAUUUUUGCAAGACAGAUUCUUCUUUGCUGUUUUUAUCCGUUUCUUCAAAUCUGCUGCAGAAAUUGCCGUUUCUAUUGUUGCUGAAAGUAGACUUUAAUAAUUCUGGCUAAACAUUUAAAAUCCUUCAGACACUGCAGUAUGAAUGAGGAUUUCUCAUGGUAUCAUAGCACUGCAGGAUAAAACGAUUCUUAAGAGUAAGUGCCUAAUACAUAUAUAUACAUAUAUAUAUAUAUAUAUAUAUAUAUAUAUAUAUAUAUAUAUAUAUAUAAUUUCUGUGGGUGUUAAAUGUGAGGAAAGAAAAAUUCAGAUGUGAGAUCCUGUCACUGUGGACUCUUUACUGCUUCCUCUUCCUGGACUAAUUGAUCCACUUCAAACAACAACUGUGAUGCAAAUUUCCAUUAAUCCUGUCUUCCAUCUGAGGACUUUAACUACUGUCAUUUGUCAGUUGUCUUUUAUGUUAUUCUCAUAAUCUUGAUCAAGAAAAACUGUGCACUGUGGGAGGCUGUUUGAUUAUGUAUAAGACUGAAAUCACUGCUUUUUUCAGUCUGCUGAAACCAUCUUAAGAUUGCUGUUUGACAGCAAACUGACAUGUCUUGUUUUUAUAUUCAAAAUGUUCUAUUUUUUAUUUAUUUGUUUGAAAUGUAUUUGUUCGAAAAUAAAAUAAUAUCUGGAAAAUUAUCAGAGCUAUUUCUGCUACAAAGUGCAUUAUUCUGCUACAUGUAACAUGAAGGAACUGCCUGUUCUGGUAUUAAAAAUGUUGUAUUCCUGUAUUUCUUGACCACAUGUAAACUCAUUGUGCCUCUGUUACUGUUUUCUACAUAUGACUGUGAAAUAAUUGAGGAACUUUUCAGAUGAGUUUAUUUCAC